ACAACAACUGAUAAGAUCAUUAUUUAUAAUUAAACAAAUUUAUUCACAAAAAGUUAAAUUUUUGUAAAACUUAACCACAGGAUAAGCUUACACAUAAUUUUAGAUGGAUUGAAAAAAACAGGAUGAAUCUGACAGUAAUCCUUAUAAAAUGCAUUUAACUGAGAAAUGCAAGUUUGUACAAGUUUUAAAUAUCCCAACGCUUCUUCAGGAUUGGGUUUACAAACAAAUCAAAAAAGCAAAAGGCAGAUUUACUUAAUAAUGAAAUAUCCCCAUUCGAUGCAAUAAGAAAUGUUUCAGCUAAACACUCACAUUUCGUCAAGUAUCUUGCUUUAGAAGGUUCAGUCAAUCAAAGUUUAACCUACCUUCCAUCAACGGUCAAAAUGAGUUUGCAGUGGCCUGAUCAAGAAAAAUCAGAUAUAUUUGAUUCCAAUGAAACAAAAAAUUCAACAGUGUGUUCAAACGAAUGUGUUAAUCCUGAAGAAAGUAGCUACAAGAAUGACAACUGUACUAAUGUGAUGAUUCAACCACCUAAAUGUGGACAGAGAAGUUCUAGUGUUACACCAUCAGAUAGGUUUUCAGAAACAUCUAGUGAUAGAAACAUAGAAUCUUGUUCGACAUGCGAGAAAGUUUAUCCACCAACUCCUGUUGCCUCCAAAUCUACCGUGCUUCUCCGUCGCCCAAGAACUCCCACUUUAGGAAGAGCUGCUUUAUUUGUUCGUGCAUCAUAUAUGGGUGUGGAUAAGUCAGGAACACCAACUAGUUUAUCAUUCUCAAAACAAAGUACAAAACGAGAUACUGUGUUAUCAAAUGAUUCUCAUUUCAGUGAUUUUCCGAAUUUAUCCAGUACACAGUCAGGUUUUAUUAGUCGUAGUUCAAGUCUAAACUCUGAACUCAGGGAAUUCAAUCAAAAUACACAGCAAAGUUUUAACCGAUUAUCUGUUAAAAAUAACUCAUCACAAACUAAUUUACAACCAUUUAAUCUGAAUGGACGUCAGUAUGAAACGAAAAUUCCAAAAGCUACAUCGAGUAGAUAUAAUUGUCAUGCUUAUGAUACUGUUCCGUUGGAUAAACUUGAAUGUUUGAAAUUACUUCCUUCAGUACAAAUGUUGAGUAAAAGUUCUGAAGUAAAUUCAGAAUCAUCAAAUUUAGCAUUUAUCAAAUCAUCUGAUAAUGUUCCAACUACAAUUUCUUCUUUACAUGGAGAUCAAAAACUACAUUCACAUACUAGUGAAUAUAACACUGAACAAAAUCAAACUCAAGUGAUAGAAUCUAAUAUUUUGCAAGAUACAAGACAUCCUGUUGAUAUGUUGAUUACAUCAUCUUCAGAAACUGAAGUAUCAGUUGUGACUCACAAAAAACCAAUAAAAUAUGAAUCUAACCGUACUUUGGAAAUCUCUAAUCUCCAGCUAAAUCCACAAUCCUUUUCAAAAAAUUGUAGCAAUAUUUCAAAUUCACGUAAAUCAGUUGAAAUUCCAAAAGCUUCAGUGCAACCUAUAAGACAGAAACCUGUCAAGACUAUCAAUGGAGCAGAAUUACCGACUUCACCAAGAUCUCGUAGUUCACAAAAAUCAAUUCAUCCAUUUUAUUCAAAAUCAAAUAAAAAUUUAACAAAAAAAUUCAGUGAAUCAAUUAGUAACACUGAAACCAGUACUGAAAUACCGUUUCCCAAACAUAACUUAGAGUAUACUAAACAGUUUCAAAAUGAAACAAUGAUCGAUCAUUCAGUUAACAUUGGAUCAUUUGUUUUACGCAGACGUGCUAAACCGGAAUUGGAAAAUGAACAACACAAAGAUGUAUCACUUCGAAUAUCCAUACAAGAAGUUAAAAAUCUUUCAGCUAAAGGACGAUACUUUUGUGAAAUAUGUUUGGAUCGUACAUUAUAUGCGCGUACCACCAGUAAACUGUCAGAUGGAACUGUAUUCUGGGGGGAACAAUUUGAUUUAAAUAAUUUGCCUAUAAUAUCCAUUAUGACAAUAAAUUUAUUCAGGCAAGCAACUUCUGUAAAAGACAAACGACAAAGGAAUAAAAAUCAGAAUCAAUUUAUCGGUUAUGUUACUAUUCCACUAAACGAUGAUUCACAACAAUGUGAGAUACAAAAAUGGUUUACGAUGCAACCUCCACAAACUAAUUCAAAUUUAAAUUAUCUAGAAAAUUUACAAGUUCGUCAUCAACAACAAACAGAUACAAAUCAAACACCAUCGACCAAUUCUUCAAAUGUUGUAUCAGGACGAUUUCGUAAACAUUCGAUUCCGGCUUCAUGUUUUGGAUAUUCUAAUUCAUUUUCAGUUAUACCCAAUUCACAGUAUACUACUAAUAGUAAUCAUAAAUUAAAUGAUGAUAAUGAACUAAAGUAUAACCAUAUGGAACUAUCAAAGAAGAAAUGUUCAUGGACUGCUGGUGUCAGUACAGAUAGUAAUUUUAAUAAAACUAAUAAAAUUAUUCCUAAAUCAUCAUCGUCUACAUCAAGUGCUACUUCACCAAAUCUUUCACCUAAUAGUAAUUCAGUUACAAAUAAUUUUAUUUUACCUGAAAAUUCUUUACCUCAACUAAGAAUGAUGAUUCAUUAUCAAACAGUUGAUAUUCUACCGAUUGCUUGUUAUAAUGAAUUAAAAGAGUUCAUCAAAACAAAAUAUUUAGAUUUAAUCAGAAACUUGGAACUUAAAUUAUCAGCUAAACAAAAAGAAGAAUUGACCAGUUGUUUUGUAAAUAUUUUUGAAAAAUUACCAGAUUUAUCUGUAGCGGAAUUUUUAUCAGUACUACUUCGUGAAGAUUUAAGUAGUAAUGGAAAAGAAUCUAUGAUAUUUCGAGCUAACUCAGCAGGAUCAAAAGCAAUGGAAUGUUAUAUUAAAUUAGUGGGAACUGAUUAUUUACGAUACAUUCUUGGUCCAGUAAUCGACCAAUUACUUGUUAUUGGAGAUGACUUCGAAAUAGAUCCUUCUAGAUUAGGAGCUUCUAAUGAUUCAUCUACUGCAUCAAACAACCGAAAUACAUUAUCUGCUAUACUAGAAAGAAAUCGUACUGCUUUACUAAAAAAUGUUGCAAUGAUCUGGCGAAGAAUUGAAUCAAGUCAAUGUAAACUACCGAAAGAAUUACGUGAUGUUUUCACUGCACUAGCAUUAACAAUUGAAGAAACACAUGGAGUUCAAUCAGCGGCACAUUUAAUUUCAAGUUGUUUAUUUCUACGUUUUAUUUGUCCAGCUAUACAUGGUCCAGUAUUAUUUGGUUUAACAUCAUCUAUACCAGAAAAUAAUCGUAUUUCUAGAAAUUUAACAUUAAUUGCAAAAGUUUUACAAAAUUUAGCUAAUUUAACAUUAUUUGAAGAUAAAGAAAUUCAUAUGAAAGUAUUAAAUUCAUUUAUUGAACCAGAAAUACCAAUCAUGUAUAAAUUUCUUCGAUCAAUUGCUUCAAAUACCGAUUCUAAUUAUCAUUUAUCAACUAAUUCUGAUUGUCAUGAAUUUAUUGAAUUAGGAUAUGAAUUUGCAAAACUGACUCAAUUACUUAAUCUUUAUAUUAAUCAAAUUAAUAUUACACCACAAAUUGCUGAAUUACCAGACCUACUACAGAAUAUUUCAGAGUUAUUAAAUAAUCAAACCUUUACAUCAUGGAAUCAUAAAAGUCAGACCAGUUUUGAAAGAAACACAAAUUGUAAUUCACAUUCUUCUAGAAGUGGAAUACCAAGACAUCAUAGUCUCUCAAACAAUAAUCCUAUUUCGGGUGUUGAUAACAGAAGGCAAUCAGAAGCGACUACCAUCAUAAAACCAUCACUGACUAAGUUACACGUAGACAGAAAACUAUCACCGGAAGCACCUAUAAAUGUAAAACCAAUACAUAAUCAACAAGAGCCUAAUAAUAAUGCUACUUCAAAUAGUUCAGCUAAUAGUAAUGAAUUUAUUUCAAAUACAAAACAAGAAAAAUCGUGGGAUACAUUUAUUAUACAAAAAGAAUAUUUACCAUGUAAAUUUAAUUCUGCCGAUAUGAUAUUUAAACAAAUACACAUAAAUGACAUUGAACAGUCAGAAAACAUGGAGGAGUUAUUAAGUCAAUAUCGUGAACAAUUACGUCAGUUAAAUGAUUGUAUUGAAAAAGUUGAACCGAAUUGUUGUCAUCACCCAAAUUUAUCUCAUGCUUUAAGUCAUUCUACACAAUCUGUACAUAGAAUUAGAAACCCUUCAAAUAGAAUUCCUAAUAAUAAUGCCAAUAUCAAUGGAAAUAAUAACCAUAUAAACAACGGAAGAUCUGAUAGAAAUUUAUCAAGACAAAGUACUGAUGAGAAUAGUUAUCGUCAAGUAAAACGAAAAAUAAUAAAUUCAAAAUCCGAUAAUUCAACACCUAUACCGUUAGAUCGUGUGUUGAAAAAAGCGCAGUGUCCAUAUCAAAAUUCAGACAAAACGAAUAAUAAUUCAAUAAGUAAAGAUGAUGAUGAUGAUGAUGACGAUGGAGAUGAAGAUGAAGAUGAUGAUAAUUAUACCAGUGAGUGUGCUAUUGGUAGAACAUUAGUUCCUACUCAUUCUGCAUCUAUAACUAUUGAUCGUUCAAGUACAAGCGAUAGUGAUUAUGACUAUGACGAUUGUGAUGAUAGAAUCACAGAAUGUACUACUGAAGAUACAAGUGAAUACACAAAGAAAACAACCACAAAAAAUAACAAACCAAGAAGAAUUUCCGCAAGACAAAAUCAUUUGUCUGAAUCUCCAAGUCUGGAUCAAUUAGCUGAAAAUAUAAAAUACAUUUGCCGAAAGAUAUCGAAAUUUUAGGUGAGUUUUCAUGUUACUAAUCCUCACUAUGAAACAGAUCUCGGUGGAACCCACAUCAUAUCCAUUAGAACUGUAGUGAAAAACUCCACUGUUUUGGGAGAAGUUACUUAUCAUAUUGUAUUUACAUGUUAUGGAUAUAUUAUGCAUCGAUACAUAUAUUAAACAACUAAGAUAAUUAUGUGGUAAUAACUAGACAGGUCGGUUAUUAUUUGUGGUACAGGUAUCAGAACGAAAGUACUCUAAUAAUAUUCAGCGUUUAAAUAUACCUAUGGUAUGAGAAAUAAACAAUCUCGGUGAUGAUCAAUUGAUUUCCCAGUGUUUUUAGUAACCGUAGGAAUCAUGUUAAGAAAACCCUUUAAGUUAACCUAUUUACUAGCAUAUCCAUGCUUUAGUGUACAUGUAUUUGGCAUUGAAUAUUCUGCUAGAGAAUUUAGACUCUUUAUGCAAGUUGAUAGCUAAUAUAAAUUGCAGUAACAACAUUCUUCAAAUUAUGCUUGAAGAAAUUUAAUUUUCUUAUGAUUAUAAAUAUCAAUUAAUCACUCGAUAAGAUGAUAAUGAUACCACUGAAAGUCCUUGAAUAUUAGCUGUAUUCGCGUAACAUUAUCAGUUGUCCUGACUUUGAUCACACGAUAAUUGUUCUCGUUUGUAACGCUAUAGUGAAUGGGAACACCAGUGGAGACAAUCAAAUGUAUUUGAAUACAAAAUUACAGAAUAUCUUAGUAAAAUCUCAGAAUCAUACAGUAAAUAAUUCAUUAGCAAAAAUGUCAGUCAAUUGUCUCAGACUUGAUUGUUCCUUCAUUUUCACAUCAAUCACUAUCUGUUCUUGUUCUCUUCUAUUCGAUCUUCUCAACCUUCUGCCAUAAGAUUGAUCUUAACUCGGCUUUUGUGGUGUUGUAUAAAAGUGUAAAAGUGCGUAUACUAAGGUUUAUUAAAGCCUUAGCCGUACUAAAAUUCAAACUCCCUUUGUGUAUUCAGAAACAGUUUGUUCUCACCUUAAAUCUACCCUGGUAACAUUGGCUAGGGGUGUGUUCACAUUAUUAUUAUUACUCUUAUCAUUAUCCCUAUCUCCUCUUACCCCGUUUCCAGUCUAGUUGACUAUUUAUUUUUAUAUAUAAAUGUUCUUAACAAGUAUAUGUGUGACCAGAUUGUUCGAAAUGUAUUGCGCAAAUAUAUCACAUAGUUCUGCUAAUCUUCGUCUUCUUAUUACACUAUCGAAAUUUAUCAAACGGACUAAUUGCUUUAAUAAAAUAUACUUUCGUACUGUAUCGAUUUUCUUAAAAAAAUAUUUUCUUUUUGUUCUCAAGUAUACACAUACAUCAACCAGCAUGAUAAUGAAGCAUAAAUUACACUUGAAAUACUAUGGUAACAACCAUUAAAACAAUAAACAUUGUAAUUAUAGAUAAAACAUCUAGAAAUAGUUAUUGAAUUUAAAGAAAUAUCUGUUUAAUGAGAAAAAUCAUCUGAUGUACAUGUAUAUAGUUAUGGGGCUAAUAAUCACUUAUCGUCUAAGCUUAGUAACAUUUAAACUAUAAAAUAUCUAUGUUGUUUUUUUUUGUUUUUUUUUUUGAAAAAAAAAUCCCCAAAGAAUAAGAUUUACACAUGACAGGAUUUAAAACUGAAUAUUCAAUUUUCCUUAACAACAAAAAGUCUCAAUGAUGUUAUGUAAGAGAA
This is a messenger RNA of Schistosoma curassoni, 6422 nucleotides long. The record is from the annotation of a GenBank genome assembly. Lineage: Eukaryota; Metazoa; Platyhelminthes; Trematoda; Strigeidida; Schistosomatidae.